Molecule: messenger RNA, 680 nt
Organism: Acromyrmex echinatior (Panamanian leafcutter ant)
Lineage: Eukaryota; Metazoa; Arthropoda; Insecta; Hymenoptera; Formicidae
Gene: twr
Product: signal peptidase complex catalytic subunit SEC11 homolog C twr
Cellular component (GO): membrane; signal peptidase complex
Molecular function (GO): serine-type endopeptidase activity
Source: RefSeq, a predicted model, not a curated record
GUGUACUGUACGGUGUUGGUGGCGGGAUAGUGGAUACACAAGUAGCCGUUCGAAUUAACAGCCCUGGAAAUUAUUCUUGAUUACUGUAGGCUACCGCACGCCCAACUUUCAUCAUGUUGCAGUCAAUAUUUGACGAUGUACGACGUAUGAAUAAGCGCCAGUUUUUAUAUCAACUGCUGAGCUUUGGCAUGAUAGUCUCGUCAGCGUUGAUGAUAUGGAAGGGUCUGAUGGUCGUUACCGGCAGCGAGAGUCCUAUUGUGGUUGUAUUGAGUGGGAGUAUGGAACCUGCGUUUCACAGAGGUGAUUUGCUCUUCCUCACCAAUUAUCAAGACGAACCAGUGAGAGUAGGAGAGAUCGUUGUUUUCAAAGUCGAAGGCAGAGACAUACCUAUUGUACACAGAGUACUUAAACUUCAUGAGAAGGGUGACCAAAAUAAUACGGUCAAGUUUCUCACGAAAGGUGACAACAAUUCUGUAGAUGAUCGAGGUCUGUAUGCACCUGGUCAGCUCUGGUUAACGCACAAGGAUGUGGUUGGCCGAGCGAGAGGCUUCCUACCAUAUGUUGGCAUGGUCACUAUAUACAUGAAUGAAUAUCCUAAAUUUAAGUAUGCAGUAUUAGCAUGUCUUGGAUUGUACGUUUUGGUACACAGAGAAUAAAAUUGUUCGAUAAGUUAAACAUUA